Messenger RNA from Chlorella variabilis, 1083 nucleotides. RefSeq lists its product as hypothetical. The record is from RefSeq and is a predicted model, not a curated record. Gene Ontology annotation, biological process: vacuolar proton-transporting V-type ATPase complex assembly. Gene Ontology annotation, molecular function: nucleic acid binding; exonuclease activity. The transcript is spliced from 6 exons. Gene Ontology annotation, cellular component: nucleus. NCBI's taxonomy places the organism in Eukaryota, Viridiplantae, Chlorophyta, Trebouxiophyceae, Chlorellales, Chlorellaceae. The coding region runs from base 1 to 1083 and encodes 360 amino acids.
AUGGGGCUGGGCACGCUACUCGUGUUCUCGCUGUUGAUGGUGGCGCUCCCCCUCUCGACCUUCUCCUCGGCCUAUCAAGGGCGCCUGGACGGGCUGCUGCAGCCUCUUCUGGGCGCAGAGCUGCUUGAGGAGCACCGCGUGGUGGUGGCGGGCACCCUGGCCGUGCUUGGAGUGCAGAUAGUGCUGGCCGCCUUUAUCAUCGCGGCGUGGCUAGAGCCGCCCCUGCCAGCACCCGCCACAAGCCGCAAGUCUCAAGCAGCAGCAGGGCCGCAAGGAGCAGAGGCCGCGGGAGGGUCGGCCCCAGCAGCGCCGCCCCUUGCAGACCCGUCAACAGUCCCAGCAGCAGCAGCAGCAGAAUCGGCGGCGGCGGUGGCAGCAGGCGCCGCGCCACCAGGGGAGCCGCCAGCCAGCCGGCUGCGGCAGGAGGUGGAGCUGCUGGUGGGGCUGGAUGUGGAGUACACGCACCUGGCGCUGCCGCCACGCUGGCGCCACAUCAGCCUGCCGGCAGAGGUGUGCGCCGUGGAUGCUGGCGGGCGCGUGCUGCUGUACGAGCGCUGCAACCCUCUGGAGAGCGAGCUGCCGGCGCAGCGCUGGCGCCACGUGGGCGGCUUGCCGCCCCCCCUGUGGCAGCACGCACCGCCGCUGGGCGAGGUGCGGGCCCGGCUGGCGGCGCUGCUGGCGGGGCGCAUCCUGGUGGGGCACCACCUCAGCAAAGACCUGGCGGCACUGGCGCUGGCCCACCCCGCCUCAGACGUGCGGGACACGCUGCGGGAGCUGCAGGGGCGGCGCGGCGCCGGGCGCAAGCUGCGCCAGCUGUCCGCCGAGAAGCUGGGGCGGGACAUCCAGCGCAGCGGCCGCAGGCACAGCCCGAGGCGAGCGGGCUUGAGCAGCGUGCCUUGGGAGGAUGCGCAGGCUGCCAUGGACCUGUACCUGCAGGAGGUACACUUUGAGAGGCGGUACAUGCGGUACGAUGACCUCGUGCAGCACCACCUGGCACAGAUCCUGCGCAGCGCCACCGCCAGCGCAGACAGCGGCGACGCGGACGGCGGCAGCUUGCACGGCGGCCAGCAGGAGUGCGGCUAG